GAGGACUCGGAGGUAGUCACCGAACCACCAAGCAAGCAACCACACCAAAAACAUGAAUUAAUUGCAUUUAAACCGCAGCUCCUCGCUCCUCGUUACAAGCGAAUGCACGAGUAAGUGGAAACUCUUGCCGAAAUGACUGCUUACAAGUCACGUGGUUGUCCCAAUACCCAACAAACAGAGCUCAACCAAACAGAGUCCUGCUCUGAAGCAGCAGCUACUCUCUUCAGUGCCUGGACACCUAUAACAAACAAACCUUCCAACCAGCAGGAAAGUGCACAGCUUUUUCAGGAGAGAACGACUCUAAUUCUUCACUGGUUUGACCUUUGGACGGAUGGGCAGAGGAAACACUUGCUUCAGCUGUUGUUAAGAAGAUGUUCCAAAUCCCAGCUCAAAUCCAUCAGUGACUACUUUAGUAAAGUUGCUCCCAUUACAAGACUGGACUUUACCACUGUGCUGCCUCGGGUACUCUCCUUGUACAUCCUGUCUUUCCUGAGCCCUAUGGACUUGUGUGCUGCAGCUCAGGUCUCCUGGUACUGGAGGUUCCUAUCAGAGCAGGAUUGCCUGUGGGCUCCAAAGUGUAUUCGACAGGGUUGGUUCCUCACCUAUGGAACAUCCGACAAUGAAUAUGGUGCCUGGAAGAAACACUAUGUUGCCUGUGCUUGCAACCUGGAUUUUUUGUCCCCACGGGAAGCAGCGGACCUCUAUGGUACCCUGAACGAAACUUUGCCUGAAGCAGAAGAGGAGGAAGAGAAACGAACAGAAUGUCUAAUCAGGCGAACCAUCCGCGAGAAGAUUGUGGAGCAUAAAAAAGCUGAUUUGAAGAGCAGGAGGGCAUGGUUAACCAACUCAAAAGGAACAUAUGCAAGCAGUAUCAGACAGAAAUCCAGCCUGCUGCCUCUGAGUCGGUCUACCACUCUUGUCGAAAUAGGGGAUAAGUGCCGAUUAGAGAACUUGUUCAGCACGAAGCAGCAGAGACUUCAGCUAAAUUCAACCAUUGAGAUAUCAUGUGCUACCAGCUCAAUGAAAACUUUAGCAAUGAGUUCGCACUUAAAGUCAUUCAUCAGCUCCAUCAAUCAUCCUCCACCCCACCUGCUACUUCUGUCAUCCAGACUUCCUGCUUAUGAGAUGGUGCUAUGUGGAGCUCUGGUCAAUGUAGUGCCAUUGUUGUAUGACUACAGUGGAAUGACUUUAGAGGCUCUUCUCUGUCUGGUUGAGAAAGCUAUGAAGGGCAGAGUGAUACAGAGUAUUGGCAUCAUAGCUGAGGGAAACACUGAAGAGAUUCAGCUUGUAGAAGGCAUGAGCAUCACAGAGAAGAGCAUCUUAAAUCCCGACGUGAGGGCGUUUUGGGAAAAGCUCUGUGGCUGGGUGGUACCUGCGUCAGAAGCAGGGUCUCUCAACAUUUUUGUGCCUCUGGCUGCUUCUGUUGCAGGAAUGGCACUAAUAAACAAAUUGUCCAUUCUGACUGGUUUGAGCGUCAGGGCACCCACAGGAAUCUGCACCGGCUCCUACCAGCACAUUCUGAGCGAGUGGUUAGGGAAUGGUGACUUCCCUCCACUGAUGUACUUGAAUGAAGGACCCUUGGUUUCAUGGUGCAGGCAGUCAGAAUGGAUAGAGCAGUCACUGCAGGUCCUAAGGAAACAACUAGAACCGCAACUGCGGCUCCUGAGUUAUGAGACGAGAGGCCGCACGCUUGGUCUGUUCCUUUGGGAUCACAUAAACUUGCCUUUUGUAAAGCUUAAAUCAGAAGUUAUGCAAGUUGUAAUCGAGGGUCUUGUGGCACUUAUGAAAGAAACAACAGAUAAUCCACUGGAGUUCCUGGGGAAAUUCCUACUGAGGAAAUGUGUGGAUGGCACUGUGAAAAAAUCUGAGAUUUUAACCGAGAGCGCAUCUUACAACUCUAACCACAAGGUCGCAAAGAGUUUGUUAGGUGAAGCAGACCGGCGCAGUGGUGCAUUUAUGGAGCUGCUGAACAGCGAGAAAGCUUACGUGCGUCUGCUACAGGCUAUACACAGCGUGUACUACAUUCCACUACGAGCAGCUCUGGACUCCAACCGAGCAAUUAUUAGCUCUGCCAAUCUUGUGAUGCUCUUUAAUCCCAUGCUGGACAUCCUGGAAGCCAAUAAAGUUUUUCUGCAGGAUCUUACAGAGAGGUCGGAGGAAUGGAGUCCUCUGCAGUGUGUGGGCGACGUGUUUGUCCGAUUCUGUGCCAAGCUACGGGCUUACACCAAUUUCUUCAACAACUACCACACUGCUAUCAGGACCAUAGAUAAGUGCAAAGAGAUGCUUCCUGUAUUUCGAGCCUUUAUAAAGAGACACAAUAAGACCCUUGCUACUAGGAUGUUAAGUCUCCAGGAGCUGUUUCUAAGUCCUUCCACAAGGGUAGAGGAGUAUGUGAUUUUGCUCCAGACUUUGAUGCUACACACCCCACCCAAACACGCUGAUCACACACACAUAUCGUCUGCCUUAAACACGUUAAGGAAUUAUAGGAACUUCAUCCACAAGUUGAAAAAAAGUUUAAACCAGGAGGAGAAAAUGCUGGAAGUGCAGAAGAUCAUUCAGAGCUGCCCAAAUCUACAAGAGGGAGGCCGAUAUCUGAUCACCGUACAGGAUGUGGCAUUACUGAGUUGCCUUAAUGAAGACAUUGCUCCAUCACUCAGGAUGUACGAGUGUGUUAAGGAGCUGGGACUGUUUCUGUUUAACGAUGUCGUGGUGCUGACUGAGAAAAGAGAGACUCAUGUGCCGUUCAGUCUGGCAGUGAACACAUCUCACACAUUCCUGGCCUCUGUAAGCUUGCACAGCCUCAAUGUCUCGGACAUAGUGGACACAAAGUACAUGCAGAAUUCUUUCCUCCUGGAGAGCCCAAAUCGCCAGUGGAUGUGUGCCACAGACAGAGAGGAGGAUAAGAUCAGGUGGCUUUGUGCUUUAAGCAGUGCUAUAAAUGCAGCUAAACACAAUUAAAGCAGCUGU
Ictalurus furcatus (blue catfish) is the source of this 2967-nucleotide messenger RNA. RefSeq names its product epithelial cell-transforming sequence 2 oncogene-like. Gene Ontology annotation, molecular function: guanyl-nucleotide exchange factor activity; protein binding. NCBI's taxonomy places the organism in Eukaryota, Metazoa, Chordata, Actinopteri, Siluriformes, Ictaluridae. The transcript is spliced from 21 exons. The coding region runs from base 133 to 2958 and encodes 941 amino acids. The record is from RefSeq and is a predicted model, not a curated record.